Molecule: messenger RNA, 321 nt
Organism: Lottia gigantea (owl limpet)
Lineage: Eukaryota; Metazoa; Mollusca; Gastropoda; Lottiidae
Exons: 1
Coding region: 1-321 (106 amino acids)
Source: RefSeq, a predicted model, not a curated record
AUGCUGGAUGACAAUCCAACUAACUACCAACUGAGCUAUUCCACUGUCCAAGCAGAUGACAAUCCAAUUCUCUAUCAACUGAGCUAUUCCACUGUCCAAGCAGAUGACAAUCCAACUCGCUACAGACUGAGCUAUUCCACUGUCCAAGCAGAUGACAAUCCAACUCGCUACAGACUGAGCUAUUCCACUGUCCUAGCAGAUGACAAUCCAACUCGCUAUAGACUGAGCUAUUCCACUGUCCUAGCAGAUGACAAUCCAACUAACUACAACUUAGCUAUUCCACUGUCCAAGCAGAUGACAAUCCAACUCGCUACAGACUGA